AUGGAAUGCGUCACAUCAGUAAGCUACCAGGUGCUUAUCAACGGUACUCCUCACGGAGACAUCAGACCCACGAGAGGCAUUAGGCAAGGAUACCCGCUCUCCCCAUAUCUCUUUGUAAUAUGCACUGAAAUGCUGGUCCAGAAACUAAUCCAAGCUGAAAACUCGGGAGAGAUCACAAGCCUAAAGGUGGCGCGUGGAGCUUCUGCAGUCUCUCAUCUCUUAUAUGCUGAUGAUAGUAUGUUCUACUGCAAACAGUCAGAUGAAGAGCUCAGCCGCCUAACUGCAAUAUUACAAGAGUACAGUCUUGCCUCUGGUCAGAGAAUAAACUACCAAAAGUCAAGCAUUUACUUUGGCAAAAACAUUCCAAGCGAGAGGAAAGAAGAAAUCAAACUGUAA
This is a messenger RNA of Brassica oleracea var. oleracea, 396 nucleotides long. RefSeq lists its product as uncharacterized. The record is from RefSeq and is a predicted model, not a curated record. The transcript has a single exon. Bases 1 to 396 code for a protein of 131 amino acids. NCBI's taxonomy places the organism in Eukaryota, Viridiplantae, Streptophyta, Magnoliopsida, Brassicales, Brassicaceae.